AUGUGCCCAACCACAAUCAACGUAUCAUGGAAAUCGGACAAGGGCAAGAUCAUCAAAGCGACAUUCGGAACGUCAGUCACAGCUCCCACCAGAGAGCAGAAGAAACGCUUGAUCAUAGUCCGACAAGAGAACGAUCAUUGCUUCUUCCCUCAAGAUCAGAAUGGGAUAAUUAUUCCAAAAAUAGAAACUUGGGACAGCAAAAGUGAAGACACCAUGCAGGAAUUGCAAGAUUUGCUUGAGAAACUGAAGAAUGAUCCUCGAGGAUUCCAUAAAACUAGAGACGAAAGGUUAUUGCACCCAGAAGAUAGGGAGUACUUCUAUGAUCGUGGGAUCAUGUUCCAAUGGGAUGACAUGGCACAAAACAUAGAAUACUUGGGGAUUGAUCUGAGGCAAGGUCUUACGAACUACAUCUACCAUCCAGAGAAGAUAUGCGCCAUAAUGGAGGACACUGGCGAGCUGAUACCAGUAGAGGAAUUUAAUCGUCGUGUAUACGAAACAUAUCAUAUGGCUAAGCCGGCAGGAGUGAUACGGGAAGAAUCUCAGGAGAAAUCUGCAAAGAAACCUGCAAAGAAAUUUGCGAAGAAAGGGCGUAGGAAGUCGAAAAAGAAUAAAUAG
This is a messenger RNA of Paraglomus occultum, 615 nucleotides long. The record is from the annotation of a GenBank genome assembly. Lineage: Eukaryota; Fungi; Glomeromycota; Glomeromycetes; Paraglomerales; Paraglomeraceae.